Drosophila suzukii is the source of this 740-nucleotide messenger RNA. RefSeq lists its product as uncharacterized. NCBI's taxonomy places the organism in Eukaryota, Metazoa, Arthropoda, Insecta, Diptera, Drosophilidae. The record is from RefSeq and is a predicted model, not a curated record.
AUGACAGCUUGUUGACAUCUCAAAAGACCCACACGAUACGGUUCUUGCCCUUGGCGACCAAGCAAGUGGCUAUAUAAGAUUGCAGUCGGGCAGCGAGAAAAACAAACCCGAAAUAGCAAACAGAAGAUAUGUGGUUGUCGCUUAUCUUUAUUGCCUGUCUGGCCAGCGCGAGUGGAUCCGUGGGGGCUGAGGGAAAGCUGCCGGUGGAGCAGGCCUUUGUCCCCCGCUACACUCCGGUGGCCGAGAGCAAGCGGCAGGAUUUGGAUCUACCCGCAGAAGUGGGUCUGGAUCAGCUGAAGAGACCUUCUGCAAGCGAUAAGAAGCCCUGGCGACGUGUGGAGUACGGUUACGAUGGAAUUCCUACGGCUGCAUGGGCUGCUCCCUCGCCGCCGGCUGCCAUCCUUUCCAUUCUGAAUCCCCUGCUGGCACCGGGAAUGCUACUCCUGGGUGUGAACCUAGGAGCCUUGCUCUACAUGGUGCUGGGACUCCUGGGACUUGCUCCUAAUAGAAGCGGCACCACCAGCCGUUUGGCCCUACAUCCAAAUGCCAGUCCCCAGUCCUGGCCAGACGAUCAAAUCUUCUACCACCGAGACAGACACAAUCCGGGUGAGGGCAAGGAAACGGCUGUAUAUUUCUAGAUAUAGCGCGUAACGCAAGGCUUUCUUUUAACUUAUCAAAACAUAUAUAUAUAUAAAAAAGUACAUAAAUAAAUUCAAGGUUAAAGUUAUGGGUCAAAAGAA